ACAAAGUGCAUGCUUAUUUCCUCUGCUUCUUCACUUCAGGAAGCAAGUAGUGAUAGUGCUUUAUAGACCCAAAAAUAUUCCUGUUUUCUCUCCUUUUUAACUUUUUGCUUUCGUGACAUUUGUGGUUGGUUAGCCAAAAGGGAUACAAAGCAACCCAAAUUUAAUGUGAGUUCUUGAUCAUUCCCAUUCUUUUUCUUCACAGACAGGAAUAGAUGGAGGAAGAAGGGGCAACAGUGACACAAUCUUUGCUUGUUAGACGAGGACAUGGUGGUGGUCAGCUGCAGACUGGUUCAAGUGUCACUACUACUCUUGUUCUUAGCACCUUUGUUGCAGCUUGCAUUUCCUUUGGUUUUGGAUGUGUUAUGGGAUAUUCAUCACCUACUCAGUCUGCAAUCAUGGAGGACUUGGAUCUCUCUGUUGCAGAGUUUUCACUUUUUGGUUCAAUGUUAAAUAUUGGAUCAAUUCUAGGUGCAUUAGUAAGUGGGAGGGCAACAGAUCUCCUUGGUCGUAAAUGUACUAUGUGGGUUUUGAACUUAUUUUACGUUGUGGGAUGGUUCGCGAUAGCAUUCGCAAAGGUUCCAUGGUUGCUUGAUCUAGGAAGACUAUUACUGGGAUUCAGAAAUGGAAUUGCUGGUUAUUUGGUACCUGUAUAUGUUGCAGAGAUAACACCCAAGAAUCUUAGGGGACGAUUUUCAGGUCUAGUACAGACGAUGGGUGUAAUAGGCCUUUCCAUGAUGUAUAUUAUCGGUCCUUUUAUCAAUUGGCGUAUCUUGGCUCUGAUAGGUAUUAUUCCAAGUCUACUACAACUCCCACUUCUAUUCUUCAUUCCAGAGUCUCCUAGAUGGCUGGCAAAAGUUGGCCGAGAAAAGGAGUUUGAAAAAGCUCUGCUGUCCCUCAGGGGAGAGAAAGUCAAUAUUUUUGCAGAAGCAACCGCUAUCAAAGAUUAUACGGAAUCCCUGAAAAGUUUCUCAUGGGGAGGAAUUUUAGAUUUGUUUCAGCGAAAAUAUGCUCAUCCCCUAAUUAUUGGAAUAGGGCUGAUGGCACUGCAACACUCAGGAGGGGCCAAUGCAUAUGCAUAUUACUCUGGUGUUAUUUUUGUCUCAGCAGGCUUGUCAAAAUAUAUCGGGCUUAGUACAUUGGCUGUUGUCGAGAUAUUAAUGAGCCUUCUUGGUACCAGCUUGAUCGAUAAGUUUGGAAGACGAUCACUUCUACUGGUUUCUUCAUGUGGAUUAUGCUUUGGCAGCUUCCUCACUGGAAUAUCAUUCCUUUUACAGGACUAUAACUGGUGGGGUGACGGAACUCCUAUUUUGGCACUCAUUAGCAUAUGGCUUUAUAUGGGGUCAUACCAAGUAGGAAUGGAAGGAAUUCUGUGGAUUAUAGUGGCAGAGAUAUUUCCCAUAAACAUAAAAGGUGCAGCUGGAAGCAUUUCCAGUUUAAUUGGGCAUGUGUGUUCUUGGAUUGUUUCAUACAACUUUAACUUCUUAUUUCAAUGGAGCUCAGCAGGCACAUUCUUCAUAUUUUCAGCUAUUUGUGGUCUGAAUGCCAUAUUUGCCGCGAAAAUGGUACCGGAGACUAAGGGAAGAACACUUGAAGAAAUACAAGCAUCAGUUACUAGAAAUCUGAAACAGGAUCAUGCAAAAUCCAUACAAAUCAGUGAAGAGAGACCCAAGAUGAACUCUAGAUAUGAGCUUUGGCUUCUAAGAUAUGAGCAUUACAGGAUUUCUGUCUCAACUUUUUUACCCUUUUUCUUCGUUCUGCUUUCCAGGGGGACAAAAGAUAUGGAGGGAGAAGGCAUAGAGGGGGGAUCAGCAACUGAACCUUUGAUUGUCAGUAGCUGCAAUGGUGAUGGUGUACCAUCAAGAAAGUCCAGUGCUAUAACAAUAUCUCUUGUUCUGGGGAUCACUGUCGCAGCCUGUGCUUCUAGUAAUUGUGGGUACUCUGGUGGCUAUUCAUCACCUGCGGAGUCUGGAAUCAUAGAUGAACUAGGUCUCUCUGUGGCAGAGUACUCAGUUUUUGGUUCAAUAUUGACAAUAGGAGGAAUGGCAGGUGCAAUAGCUAGUGGAAGAAUAUCAGAUUUCUUUGGUCACAAAAUUACCUUCUGGAUAUUGAAUAUAUUCUACAUCAUGGGAUGGCUAGCUAUAGCGUUUUCCAAGAAAGCUUGGUCACUGUAUCUUGGAAGGCUUUCACUGGGAUUUGGAACUGCAGUAUUUAAUUAUGUGGGACCUGUUUAUGUAGCAGACAUAACUCCUAAGAAUCUUAGGGGAGGAUUUUCAUCACUAGUUCAGGCAAUGACAAUUUGUAGCAUUUCAGUCGCAUAUUUUGUUGGUUCUAUCACCUAUUGGCGCAUCUUGGCUCUGAUAGGUGUCAUUCCUUGUCUAAUACAGGUCCUAUGUUUGUUCUUUGUUCCGGAAUCUCCUAGAUGGCUGGCUAAGAAUGGUCGAGACAAUGAGUUCAAAACUUCUCUGCAGUGCCUCAGAGGAAUGAGUGCUGAUAUUUCUCAAGAAGCGGCAGAAAUCCAAGAUUAUACCCAAAACUUGCAACACAGCUCUGAAGAUAAAAUUCUGGAUGUGUUCAGUUCAAAAUAUACUCAUUCAGUCAUCGUAGGAGUUGGCUUGAUGCUACUACAACAACUUGGAGGAUACAAAGGAUUUGCAUAUUAUGCUAACAGCAUUUUUGAUUUAGCCGGGUUUCCAAGCACUAUAGGAAUUAUAGCAGUAGCUGUAACUCAGAUUGUCAUGAACAUUCUCGGUAUACUUUUAAUUGAUUCAUCUGGGAGACGACCUCUUCUAAUGGUUUCUGCUGUUGGAACAUUCUUUGGGUGCUUCCUUACAGGAGUGUCAUUCCUCUUGCAGGAUCUUCAUUGGUUGGAGAAAAUCACUCCAUUUAUAGCACUUAUUGGCAUCCUGAUGUACAUGGCAUUUUAUUCAUUAGGCAUGUCAGGAAUUCCAUGGAUUAUAAUGUCUGAGAUAUUUCCUGUUAAUAUAAAGGGCUCAGCUGGAAGCCUUUGCAACAUGGUGAACUGGUUUUGUUCUUGGGUUGUUUCUUAUACAUUCAACUUCUUACUCCAAUGGAGCUCUGCUGGAACAUUCUUCAUAUUUUCAAGCAUUUCUGGGCUAGCCAUCAUAUUCAUUGUAAAGCUGGUGCCAGAGACCAAGGGACGAACACUGGAAGAAAUUCAAGCAUCAAUGACUGGCGGUGCACGAUAAGAAAUACAGGCAUACUGGCAAAUACAAUCAUGGUGGGGAAUUCAACUGCAUAGAUCAAAACAUAUUCCAGCAUUGAUAUAUGCUUUAGGCUCAGCAGGAUGCUUGCUGUUGACCUUGUUUUAUUUUGCAUUGGCCUUUAAGGUUUUUCCCAUGAGUACAUCAAAUGAAGUUAAGAUCAUGAAGUAAGAUCCAACUUCAUCUUUCAAGCCAUCUGCCAAGUUUUCAGGCUUGGCAAAAAACAUGUUAAUGCUUCAUGGACAGCAGGACAGGCCUGGACCAGAAACUCAGACCGGGAAAAACUAAAGAUUAAGUCAACCACUCACAACUUUCACGCAGCUUAACUUACCACUUCUACGAAAAGGAAAUUACAGUUGAAAUCUCACUUUGUCACAAAUAACUGUGUGUAACAAUGUUACUUUCUUUAAGGUUUUAUUCGUUUUACAAGUAGUAUUCUAAAGAGUUAUUGACAUAUAAAUUCGAAAAAACAAUGAAGUUUAGUAAUUGAUGGUUUUUUACAUUGACGAAAUCAA
Molecule: messenger RNA, 3736 nt
Organism: Theobroma umbraticum
Lineage: Eukaryota; Viridiplantae; Streptophyta; Magnoliopsida; Malvales; Malvaceae
Product: sugar transporter ERD6-like 15
Biological process (GO): transmembrane transport; carbohydrate transport
Cellular component (GO): membrane
Molecular function (GO): sugar transmembrane transporter activity
Source: RefSeq, a predicted model, not a curated record